Cataglyphis hispanica is the source of this 7150-nucleotide messenger RNA. RefSeq names its product transcription initiation factor TFIID subunit 1 (gene hwt). The transcript is spliced from 9 exons. The record is from RefSeq and is a predicted model, not a curated record. Gene Ontology annotation, molecular function: phosphotyrosine residue binding. Lineage: Eukaryota; Metazoa; Arthropoda; Insecta; Hymenoptera; Formicidae. The coding region runs from base 1 to 4203 and encodes 1400 amino acids.
AUGGAGCGGGUGUGGAGACGCGUACAGGGUGCCGGGCGUCGCGGUGCCGCCGCGGCCCGUUGCGGCUGUCCCGUACAGCCGUGUCAGCUGCACGUGGACCAACGCGCGAAGCGCGGCGGUGGCGGCCGCAAAUCCCGUGGCGGCGGACCUCAGACUAUCGUCUGCGGCUGCCAGGUACAGCCGUGUCCGGUGCAUCCGGUGCUCAUCAGGAUCCGCCGUACGCGACCGGCCGCCGCUUCCGCCACCGCGGCCGCGGCCGUCAUCAGCUGCGACUGUCCGCCGGACUCGCAACCCUGUCCGCAUGUACAGCGAGGAUCGGCUGCGCGAAGAAUCAGAAGAUCCGAAUGCAACGAUCGUUCCUGCCGGCAUACAUCCUGCGGCGCCGGCACUCGUCGCCGAGCGGUCGCGCAAUCCUCAUCCUCCCCCGUUUCCUCGCAGCUGAAGCUGCAACAAGCACAGCAGCAGCCGUGCGAAUGCACCGACGAGAGAUCAAACUGCUCCCACACAGGCGGCGGCGAGGCGCCAUGCGAGUGCGAGUGUGGCGAGGAGGCGAAGCCGUGCCCGCACACGGCCAAAACGCGCAGCGUGCGUCGCACGUGCACGGACUGCAGCUGUACUCAGCCGUGCGGUCAUAAACCGCAAUCCGAGGGCCGUAUCAAGCGGGUCAAGUGCCGCGUGAGACGCGCCGGCUGCGCGAUGGCCCGCUGCACCGCCGAGCUCGCGAUGCUGCAUUUGCACUGGGAGCUCGCCGCCGAAUGUGCGCCCUGUAGACCGCGCGCGCUCACGCGACGGCUCUGCAGGAGGCAGCAGAGCGACAACGAGCUCUACCGCAGCAACAGCUUCAAGUUCGAGCGUUUCGAGCGAACCAAAGACGAGUGUGUUACGCCGCUUCACAAGCAGGUAUCGCUCUGCGACGAUUAUAGUUUACCCGUCGAUUUUGUAAACAAGAGACGUCCUGCCAGUGCCGCGGCAGCAACUUCCACAGUGCAAUGGGCGCUGCCAAGUCCGACUGUAGAAAAUGCGGAAGUCGAGAUUGUGGAACAAUACAGCGACCCUAGAGACAGCAAGAGCAAAGCGUAUGUCGAGCCGGGAGCGGAGUCGUCUUUGCCGACGAUUUACAGCAGAGCAAAUCGCAACUACUGUCGACCUUACACAGAUCCGUCAGCAUCUGGUUCAUCCUGCGAGGACGACGAAGAACUCAUUAACGUGAGAAAACGGAAGAAUAGUGUCUACGCUUCCUCUUCGACUCGCGCUCCGUCGGCGGAUCGAGAUACUUUAACAUCGACCGACGGCUUGCUUGUUGACUGCGUUGCUCUAGUACAUCUUACUGAUCAAUCUCCGACUGAAUCUAGCCAACCAGUGCGUCAUCCGUCGCCGUAUUACUACGGCGAUCUCUUCAAGGUACCGGAACAACUACCCAAGUCACAGCCGAACAAGUACCGGAAAAGUGUCAGCCUCGAUGUACCGGGUGAGCGUUCACGUACACCCGGUAUACCGAAGAGAAACUCGGUAGCGGGUGAUGGCGGUUCCUAUUCGUCGCAACCACGGCAUUAUCAGCAACAACAGCAGCCGCCACCACCGCCGCCGCCACCGCCGCACUAUCGGAGCCAGGAUCAUCUGGUGAGCCCCACAUCGGGGAACGAGCAUGCUGCCCCAGUCAGAAGCGAGAUCCUCUCGUCGUGUAUCAUCACCGAGUGGGAUCACACCCUCAUGCCACCUCAUAGACUACUGAGCCAUGAUUUGCCCACCGCCGUUUGCACGUGCGUCGCAUCGCCCGAGGAGGAGGAGGAUGAGCUAGAACGACGGCAGCCGCAAGUGACGCGGCAUCAGGUGCGCAAACUACGACGUACACGGAGGAUAGAUCCGCAGCCGAUACUCGUCGAGGACGAGGACGACGUGGAGGGUGAGGACGAGGGGGAAGAGGAGGAGGAAGAGGACGCGGAGCUCGAGGACGAGGACGAGGAAGGAAUGGCCAGACAACGUCAUCUCUACGAAACGGCCUUCGAUUGCAAGGUCAAUCGAUCCGACGAUGAUCUCGACGAUCUCGAUCGCAUAACCAAUCAUGCGGUACUGCACUCUCAGAUACGGAGUGGUAGCGCUGCGCUCGCGAGCAGAACAAGUUCGUCAACAGACACAUCGAAACAGCAGCAUGUGCAACCAGUUCCUUAUACCGGCCAGUCGCAACCAAGCAAGGACCAUCGACGCAAAGUCGUACUUCUCCGCCCAAAACCGAUUCCGAGCCGCUUACAGCAGCAGCAACAGCAACAACAACAGCAGCAGCAGCAACAGCAAUCAGACAAUAUAUCCACUCUGUCCCAGGAUAUCGAGUCCCUCCAAAUUAAUUCGAGCGAUGAAAAAACGGGAUCGCCGAGAUUACCGGCGCGCGAUUAUACGCCAUCGCCACCAUCAACCGCGCCCCUACCUGCAAAAUUUCACGGGAAUCGAGAUCACUUGCUGCUAAACAUUCGCAGCGCGCCCAAUCUCCCAUCGCAGCCAGAUCAUCCUCGCUUGAAGGACAUGCGAUUGCCGGUGAAAUCAUCAUUGCGUGCUAAAGACUCGCCACAAAGCAGCGAGGGUAGCAUUCUCGAGAUCAAGAGUCGGCCAAAAACCUUCGUUCAAGAGAACAUCGACUCUUCGCAGGGUCGUCGAUUCGACAAGGAGCUUAUUUUGGAGUUUAAAGAUAGGCCCCGGGAAGAACGGCAACGGCCACGCAGUCUGAUUCGCGAGAGCAGACCGAUAAUGGAGUUCAAGGGCAGGCCUCAUGAAGCGGAGAGCGAUCUUGCGCGACCAGCGCGACGAGACGCCGGUCUCUUGGAGUUCAAACUGCGCACAUCGCGACGCCGGAUCGGCUACUCGAGCACCGAGAGUAUGGCGACCAGCAGUAGCGGCGGCAGCAUGGAGUCCAUCAGGAGCAGUACCAGCGAGGGCAAUCGGUCGACCAGUAGCUCCGACAGUCGACACAGCACUAGGUCUUUGAGUUCCCACAGCUCGGAUAGCGGCGGCAGCAAUUGCUACCAUCAUCAUCAACAUCAACCGUCGCUGUCGGGCUUUCUGACCCAUCACGCCACCAAGUUGCACAUUCUCUCGCCAAUCUCCGACAAAUCGUCGCAAGAACCGGCCUCGGAGACUUCCGAUAACAAUCGCAACAAUAAUUCGCAAAAAGCCUCACCUGAGGAGAACGUCAUCACGGAGAAUAAUGUCACGACGGGUAAUAACUCGAACGCGGCCAAUACGAACGCGGUCACUUCGCCUAUGGACACAUCCUUCAAGAAACGGCGAACACCGCAGAAUAAAAAUCUCAUUAAUUUGGCACUACAGUCAUCGUCGUCGGGCGACGCGGAGAUCCAAGGAUCUGACAGUGGUAUUUCGAUCGAGUCCCGCGCGGGUAUCAAGUGCAAACCUUUCGGCUUCCACUUGUUGAAGCCACAGCUAGACAAUAUCAAUCUUGUCGACAACGAGCCGGAACUGUCGGACUUGCCCUUUGAUAUGCCAAAGCUUCGUAGAAGACGGUUGCUAAUGCAACAGGACGCUACUACAUCCGGAAGCGCAACCAGUGUAGAUCUGAGGGAUUUGCCCUUUGACAUGCCGAAACUCAGAAAGCGCCUCAGAUGUACUCAGAGCAUCGAAUCCAGCGCAUCUCAGGCGUCAUCCAGCCUUUCGGUACGCGACGUCGAGCCACCUCCUUUAUUUGGCGGCGGUCUGUCGCGCCCGAAGAUGACUCUGAAUCUAGACGCCGGUGGAAACGCGGCGGGGACGAGCUGCGGAAUUCCAUGCGGUGGUUUAUUGGCGCUGAAGAAACCUGGUGGCUUGAAUCUCGGUUUACCGCUGGAAAUCAGUACCGCUCGGAUAUCGGCCGAUCUGGUGGACGUGGAGCUUCCUUUGGAGAGACAAGGGUGGUAUCACGGCUCCAUCACGCGCAUCGAGGCGGAGGGUCUCUUGCGAGUUCAUCAGGAAGGAAGUUAUCUGGUGAGAAACAGCGAAUCGACUAAACAGGAUUAUUCUCUGUCUUUAAAGAGCGCUCGCGGUUUCAUGCAUAUGCGAAUCCAAAAGAAUGAAGAGUUAAACGCUUACAUCCUGGGACAGUUCAGCAAGCCUUUCGAGAAUAUACCGGAAAUGGUCCGUCAUUUUAGCGUAAAUCGUCUUCCGAUACGCGGUGCCGAGCACAUGUGUCUCCUGCAUCCAGUUAUAGUUCAGCUUUUGUAGCGCAUCUAUCGUAGCGCCAUUUAAGGUGCUGUACGUCUUUUGAUAAUCUGCUUUUUUUCUUGCCGAAACGCGUGAUUUGGCAAAUGAAUGACCUUGAUACAGUAAAAGGAAUAUGGGAAAAUAUUAUUUCUUUAUAAGAGAGUCUUUCGAGUUGUCCACAAAUGAUACGUGAUUGACUUCCUCCGAGAUUCUUCGUAUCAAUUUAUAUUUUGGUUGAGCGAAUCGAAUUUCGUGCUACGAAAAGCGCCAGAGAUAAUGGACAAUAAUGGCAUCGAACGAGAUAAACCGCUUUCGUCAUAAAAUGUUACAGGGGAAAGUACGAAAAGUACAAAAGUAUAAACAGUGACUGAGGGAAGCUACUUAACGGUACACAGUACGAUCGAUCAGGCGAGAAUGUUCGGGUUCGUGCAAUUUAUAGCGAGAGAAGUCGAUAUUAAAAUAUGCAUGAAGAUUCUCAAGUUCGCUCCGAAUAAAGCAAAACUUUUUCAUAACGUUACAUCAUCGUCUUUUCGAUAACAAUUUAAUUGUGCAUGCCUAUGCUCGAGUCCAAGCUUCCGUUUUACAAUAGAAUUAGAAUCGAUAAGGACGUAUCCGGAUUCGAAAAAAUUGGUGAACAUGCUUUGUCUUCCUCGAAAACAUCGCGCAAACCUACCUCAUAAACAGACGCAUCGCGGCACGUACGGACGAACUUUGACUUCAGGACCAUCAUAAUAGAAAAUCUCGAGAUGCGAUAUUAUCUGGUACAAAUAUAAAUUUGGCGCAGUGGUAAUAAGAUUCACGAAAGAUAAUGAAUUUGAGAUCAAGGAUUCGAAGAAGUAUACGCGAGAACGCCUUAUUCGAUUGAUUUUGUCAACUUAUUACAAAGGUUGUUCCUCAAGUCCGCGGUCACGUGGAUUCUACGAAAAAAACUAUUUAGAUGGGAUCAGAAACGCUACUUUACGGUAAUUUAAGUAAGAAAGGAAACGGGAAGUAAUGUACAUACUUAGGUUUAAUGGGGGAUGUAACGAGAGAAACGGCGUGAGCUGGAAGCUACAAUAAAGAUAAUCCUAAUAUCCACUCGAAGAAGAAAAGAUAUAAAAAGACGAGCACGCAGCGAGCGUGAGAAAAAUGCCAAACUUUAUUUCUAAUCGUAAUCGUUUAGUCAGGGUUUAGUUGUUCAUCGUCAUUGAUAAGUAAUUAAUUAGGUUUAGAUAAGCGAGGGUAAGUAAAUUACAAUAAUAAAUAGAAUCGGCAUCAAUUACGAGUAGUUGGAUGAGACAGUCGUUGUUUUAGCGAAAGUUCUGUGUAAUCUUCGUAAAAAAAAUCACGAGUCAAAAGUGAUAACGCGGUGAUGCGGAUAACGAUAUUGAACACGACUAAAGAAUAGAGGGAGAAAGAUGAUUGAAGUCAAUCUGAAUCAUCGGUGGCUCGUCAUCCGAGUCAUCCGUCCGACAGUCCUUAGCGACCUAUUGUCGCGGGAAAGUUUUGCGAUAGAAUGCAACUAAUACAUAUUUUUUCAUGUGAUAUUAAUUUGUUACAGAGAUAGCCUAGUUUCACCUGUGAUCUGUUAUUUAAUUUCCCAUGUUCGUGUCGCGCGGGCGCGCGCGACAACGAUAAUAAAUAAUUAAACUUGCUAUUGUAUUUACGUAGUCAGCAACGACGCGUUGGUCAGGCGCGAUGAUGAGAAGACGUCCGUGGUGUCACAAUAACUUUUCGGAUUAGGAAUUCGAUUCGCAAUGGUUGUGAACGAAUUUACGUUAGCUAUCACGAAAACAAGAAUUUUGCUUAAUAAUCUAGUGACGUAGGGAACUUGUACGACGAUCGGUAGCGAGUGCCAGCAUCGUGUAAGAAUAAUUGAUAGUCUCUUUCAAUCGUUUGACAAUUCUUGAUAUUAAUUAAAUGAUUAUUAGUUUCCUAAUUAAAGCAAUAUUUUAAAUUUAAUUAAAAUAUAUAUGAAUUACGCACGAGGCACUCUCUACUUUCGCGUCCGAUUAGGUUGAGUGUAAUUGGUACGUAUUUUAAGCUGCCAGUAUUAUUAACUGUAAUCGAUAAUGCAUAUCCAUGUUAACGUUUAAGACAUUAUAUUGUCCCCAUAGUCCCGCGCGAUUGACACAUUGAAACUAUAAUCCAUAUAUUUAUUUCAUAUUAUAUUUAUUGCAUUGGGUAUGAGAUAACGAUGAGGUUUCUGUACGCCGUUGAUUUAAUCGCAAAAUCAUAGAGCUAUAAUUCUAUGAUAUUCUAGAGAUUCCGUAAACGUAGACUAAUACUACUUAUCGAGAGGUAGUACGUAAAUUAUAUGGUAGACACUAACUUGUAGAUACUUCCUGUACCUUGAAAUUUGUAUGAAGUAGCAUUUAGAUAAUACCGUAUACAUAUAUAACAUAUAAAUAUAUAUAAAUAUAUAUAUAUAUAUAUAUAUAUAUAUAUAUAUUAUUAUAAAUAAAAUACUAGCACAUAGUAUCGCGUUUGUAGGGUAUAUAAUGUUAAGAUCGAGCAAUGCGGAGUGAGUCCAAUGAAUACCUUUGAGCGCUGUUUACGCCCUUUAAUAAACGUAAACGGAUCUCGGAUGGCGAUGUGCAAUAUUCUUACGCGAUCUUGCAGAACUGUGCAUUCGUAAAGUAUGAGCCAAUAUUUUUGUUCCAGCAAGCAGACCACGAAUGUUCCAAAUCGACUUUAUUAGAUAGUCUUGUGUACUCUGGAAAUUUCUCUUAAUUAAUAAUAAAAUGUUUAAUAACUCCAAUUUGGCAUCACACAUGUCAAUUGUUUCUACUUUUGUAAAAGUUUUACUAUUUCACGCUCUUAUAUAAUCCUUAAAAAAAAAAUAAUCUUUUUACAUGAGGAAAUAAAAAAAUUUUAUGUGUGAAAUUUUUAUAAAAUUCUACAAUCCGUAUCAUUCCAAAAAGAGUAUCUAAAAUUAUUAAUAUAUAAAUGAAUUAUAUAUAUGAAUUUUGAUCAUAUAAAUUUUUCU